AUGGAUCCUGCGCCAAUUAUUGAAGUUAUAAAAUGGAUAGCUCCUCCCGUUUGUGGAUACUGCAAGAACCAUAGAAAGUUUAAUGAAAUCCUGAGUUCUCUGCGAAGCAGGAGAGAGGAUCUUAGUUUCCGCAUGGGAGAUAUAGAACAAAGUUUGACAAGUCAGCUUCGUUAUAAUAAAGUACCAAAAAAAGAAGUGGAAAGUUGGUUGAGAAAAGCGAAAAACGUCAUCGAGGAGACACAGAGAAUUGAAGAUAAAUUCAGUAAAGGCAACUAUUUUUUGCGUAGUUGGCGAGGAAAACUUCUUGAUGAAAAGAUUCAAGAAGUGAAAGGAGUUUAUGAUCAAGGUGUUUUUCCUGUUGAUUUGGUAAUUGAUGCUCUUGAUGAUAUUGGAUUGUCAUUACCAACUUCAGAAAUGGUAGGUGAAGCUAGUGUAAAAGAAAAAAUUUGGAAAUACUUGAUUGGGGAUAAGGUAUGCAAGAUAGGUGUUUGUGGGAUGGGAGGGGUUGGUAAAACAACCAUCAUGAAGCACAUUCAUAAUCAGCUCUUGGAAGAAAGAAAUAAGUUUGAUAAAGUAAUUUGGGCAACCGUAUCCAAGGAGUAUGAUGUUGUUAAAUUGCAACAAGACAUUGCAACUGCACUGCGGGAAGAUUUGUCCAAACAUAGUGAUAUAACCAUGCGGGCUGCAGUGUUACGAGAGACGUUGAAAGGAAAAAAGAGAUAUGUGCUAAUUUUAGAUGAUGCGUGGAAGAAAAUAUCUCUAGAGGAAGUUGGAAUCCCCGAGCCAACUGUAAUGGAUGGAUGUAAAUUAGUUUUAACAACCCGUUCCAUAGAGGUGGUUCGAUCCAUGGGUUGUGAGGAAAUCAAAGUUGAGCCACUUUCAGAAACGGAGGCAUUCGAUUUAUUCUUGAGCAAAGUUGGAUCUGAGCUUCUGGAUAUUCCCACUUUAAAAUCAAUUUUGAAACUAAUUGUGCAGUAAUGUGGUGGUUUGCCUCUAGCAAUUGUUACGCUGGCCAGCAGCAUGAAAGGAGAGCGAGAUGUUCGUAUAUGGGAGAGUGCAUUAAAUGAUUUGAAAGCACGUAUAGGAAGUGUUGAGGAUAUGGUAGAUAAGGUACUUGAACGUUUGAAAUUUAGUUACGAUCGUUUGAGAGAUCCAAAAAUCAAAUAUUGCUUCUUAUAUUGUGCUUUAUAUCCUGAAGAUUUUGCAAUUGACAAGGAGGAGUUGAUAGAAUAUUGGAUUGUUGAAGGAUUUAUUGAUGAAUUGGAGAGUAGAGAAACUAUGUAUAACAAAGGCCAUGCUAAUUUGAAGAGACUAGAAGAAAAUUGUUUAUUAGAAAGCGCGGAUGAUGGGGAUUCUGUGAAGAUGCAUGAUCUCGUGAGAGACAUGGCAGUGCACAUUACUAGUCAGAGUCAUCGAUAUCCUAGUCAGAGUCCUCGAUAUCUGGUAAAAGCUGGGAUGCAAUUGAGAGAGCAACCAACUGAGCAUGAAUGGACUGUAGAUCUUCAGAAGGUUUCUUUAAUGCGCAACGACAUUUCAAAAUUUCGCUUAGAUAUGACACUUACUAAGUUUACAGCACUCUCGACCCUGCUUUUGCAAGAUAAUGAAUAUUUAACAGAGAUUGAUGACUCUGUCUUUACGCUCAUGAUUGAGCUGAAGGUUCUUGAUCUUUCUGGUUGUUGGAUCAGCAAUCUGCCAAAUUCUAUUUCUGGCUUGGUAAAACUCACUGCAUUGUUGCUUAACGGGUGUACUUUACUAGCACAUGUGCCUUCUUUGGCAAAACUUGGGGCUCUGAAGAAGUUGGAUCUUGGUGGGACGGGUGUUACAGCCAUUCCUGAUGGACUAGAGAUGUUGGUACAUCUCAGAUAUCUUGAUCUUUAUGCAGACGGUAUAAGAGAGAUGCCUGGUGGAAUAUUACCAAAACUUCUCCGUCUUCAAUACUUGAGGUUAGAUGAGGCAGUUGCAGAAGCAGAAGAAGAGGAAGAAAGGGGAAAAGCGGUAGGAAUUGGUGGAUUGACAAACUUUGGAGACUCCAUUAAGAUACCGACUGACAUUCAGAGGCUACUCAUUCAACACUGUGAUGAUCUGAGAAGGAUAGAGUGCUUCUAUUAUUUGUCCUUUUACACAACUGCAGUUCAGACCCUUGAGGAUCUGAUAGUCAGUUGUCCAAAAUUGAAGAGACUGUUCCCGCCUAAGUUGCUGCGAAACCUACAAAACUUAGAAGAUAUUGAAGUUUGGAAUUGCUCAGGACUUGUGGAAAUAGUAGAAGCAUCAAGUGAUGAAGAAGAAGAAGAUAAGGAAGCAAAGGAAUGUCCAAAGCUGAAGACGAUCUCUCCCUUGUUUCCGCAACCUGACAAUGGGCAGCCAUUUCCUCCCGCCUCCCUUGUAAGUCUCGGUGUUUUUCCAGAAGAAUGCUGGAAUUCACUGGAAUGGGACCAUCCCAACACGAAGAAUGUGCUUGAACGCUUCCUUCUUCGGUCAAGUUAA
Pistacia vera is the source of this 2484-nucleotide messenger RNA. Its product is annotated as disease resistance protein At4g27190-like. Lineage: Eukaryota; Viridiplantae; Streptophyta; Magnoliopsida; Sapindales; Anacardiaceae. Gene Ontology annotation, molecular function: ADP binding; protein binding. The record is from RefSeq and is a predicted model, not a curated record. The transcript is spliced from 5 exons.